AUGUAUAAUCGAUAUCAAUCAAAUCAACCGACGCCAAACACUCAAAGGAACAAUUAUCCCGCGUACGGUCAAACUUUUCAACCACCUCAACCACAGCAGACUCCUGCUGUACUUCAUGCUGGACUACCAACUCAUGGUGCUACCGCCUCACAAUUCAAUGCUUUUACACCUCUAUCAAAUUAUGGUUCCAGAUUUAGUGCUGAUCUACGCGCAGGUUACGGAGCUGCUCACAUAAGUUCUCAUCAAUCACAAAUACAACAGCAAACACAACAGCAGCAUUUAUCAUGGCAGAAUAAAAAUUGGAGUGCUGAUCUUAGUACAUCCGGUGGUACAAAUUCACAGGCUAGUCACGGAGGUAAUAUGAUGACGGGUAAUUUAUACGGAACUGGUGGUGCUAGCGGAAGUAAUGCAAAUUCUAGUUUAUACGGUGGUGAUGAUCAUACUUAUCAAAGUCAUUCUACAAUUGGUGGUCAUACUCCACAACCUUCAAUGGCCGCUUCAUUGUCGGCAUUUCAUACUUCACCCACUCCCGCUUCUCAGCAACCACAUAAUACCGCUCAUAACAAUAGCAUGCUUUCUCUUCCAAAUCCAAAUUCUUCCUCAUCUGUUACAUCUUCUUUAUUGCGUCAACAAAUGUAUCCUACUAUGGAUACUAUGUCUUCAAUCACUGGAAUGGGUGGUUCUCUAGGUGUUAGUGGCUUUCCGAGGCAUGAUGCUAAUUUAAGUCAAUUUACUGUUGUAGAUGAUGCUCAAACUGAUAUUGACGCUGAUGCUCUGAUGGAUAAUCAGAUGGUAACAACCACAUUGGCUUCAAACACCCCUAAUUCUAUUAAUAGUAUCACCAAUUCCGCAACCGUUUCUCCUUCCGUAAACGGUUCGAUCUCCACUCCUAAACGUCAAUCGACUGAUACUAGUAAUCUUUAUGGCACGAGUAGUAUUUCAAGAAAUGCUACUAUAUAUAAUAAUAGCCUUAAUAGUUAUGUGAUGAGUGGUCAACCUGGUCAACAGCAACAAUCUUAUACUGCUCAACAACAGCAACAAUCUCAUACCACUCCACAACAGCAACAAUCUUAUACUGCUCAACAAGCUGCUCAACGUUAUAAUUCUCAAGAUAGUUUUAUUUCUCCUAAUGUUGUCAGUGGUUAUUCAUCUCAACAAACUACCUCUUCUAAUGUUCAGCAACCACAACAAUUUCAACAACAACAUCAACAGCAAAUUCAGCAACAACAGUUACAAAAUCAUCAACAAACUACUCGAAGUCCUUAUCAGAAUUAUAAUACUACUUCUCCCAACAUUGCUGCUCAACAGCAACAAUCAAUACAUAAUAGAUCUUCUAUUAGUCAAAAUCCGACUCCAAUGAAGUCUUCUCCAUUAAUAACGAAACCUGCGAUUCCAAAAUCUACUAUGAUAUCAUCCGGUGUACCAGCUCAACAUGUUCAACAGUUGCAGUCGCAACAACAAUCUCAACAAAUGGCUCGUAAUACUAUCGCUGGUGGUAAUACUCCAUCACAACAACAACAACCAUCAAGUUUUCCUCAGACUAAUGUUGCUGCUCAGGCAAAACCUUCAAAGAAUACUCCGGUUAACACAACUCCUACUCAGUUACCAAAAACGACACCUUCUUUACCACCUCAGGAUGUGAAGAAUCAAGAUAUAUCUUCUAAUAUUUCUCAAUCAAAGGAUCAAAAACCAAAAAGACCUAUGAAUGCUUUCAUUAUAUUUUCUAGUGAACGUCGACCAGAAUUACAAAAGAAUGAUCCCAACAUGCAAACUGCUCAAGUCAGCAAAAUAUUAGGUGAAGAAUGGCAAAAUAUGGAUAGUACUAGAAAAGAUCAUUAUAAUGAAAGGGCUCGACAAUUGAAAGAAGAAUUUAAACAAUCGAAUCCUGAUUUUGUAUAUACACGUCGUGGUACUGCUGCUGCUACAAAAAAGAGAGGUUCAACUUCAUCUGCAACUCCAACUGUUAAAUCACCAGAUACAAUAGCUGUCCCCCCUCAGGCCACUAAUGUCCCAAUACCAAAUGGUUCAGUUAAUGGUGUAACUUCACAUAAUUCUAACAAUGUAUAUACAUCUCCACAUCAACAUACACCUGCACCUUCUUCCACUCCUACUCAACAACAAAGAAGUACUCCAGUUGCUGCAACUCAACAGACUCAGUCAACGACUACACCGCAACCUCAGUUACGGACUCCUCAAACAAUUGGUUCGACUUCUACUACACCUGUUUCAUCUGCUAGAAGAGAUCGUAAACUGAGAAGACCAAUGAAUGCAUUUUUAAUAUUUAAUAAAGAAAUGCGACCAAAGGUUUUAGAAAUGAACCCUAAUAUGAGUGUUGCGGAAAUCUCAAAAACAAUUGGUGAAAAUUGGCGUAAUAUGUCUGAGGAUGAAAGAGAAAGAUACCUUCAGAAAGCUCGUGAUUUGAAGAGUGAAUUCCACGAAUCGCAUCCUGAUUUUGUUUAUACUCGUAGGUCAAAAGCUGAACUUAUUGCUGCUGGUCAUCAUAGUUAUUCUAAAAAACGUAGUUUUCCUCAAAAUGAAAAUUCUGAUACUGAUGAAGAGCCCCGUUCUUCACAUGGAAAUAAUCCUCGUGACGGCUCACCAGCAACCUCCCCACAAAAAGAUCCUCGAGGUCGUAAGAAGAAACGAAGUCGCCAUCCUACUGCACCCAAGCAUCCAAUGUCUGGUUUCUUAUUUUAUGCUUUAGAAAUGAGGCCUCAUGUUGCUGAACAAAAUCCUGGAAGUACGGUUGGUCCAAUUAGUAAAAUUAUCGCUGGUCACUGGAAGAAUCUAACACCUGAACAAAGAGCUCCUUGGGAGAAGAAGGCUUCGGACGAUAAAGCUAGAUAUGCAAGAGAAAUGGAGCAAUACUUACAAUCUCAAAAAGAUGAUGAAUAA
This is a messenger RNA of Dentiscutata erythropus, 2895 nucleotides long. NCBI's taxonomy places the organism in Eukaryota, Fungi, Glomeromycota, Glomeromycetes, Diversisporales, Gigasporaceae. The record is from the annotation of a GenBank genome assembly.